AUGCCUAUAACUUUAGCUAUUCCGUUCCCAACUAUGAUACAAUACAGGGGAAAAACAUUGUCGUUGAAGUUGAUUACAUACAAUAUUGGACCACACGAGGAGUCAACUUUAUGUUAUUAUAACAUUAAUAGUGGAAAACAGGUUAUUUCCCUAAAACCAUUUAAAAAUUUCAAAAAAAUUACCGAGUUUGAAUGUGCAGAGCAAUUAGAAUUAUUUGAAAUAAAGAAAGUGAUUGAACAUGAAACCAAAAUGAAAUUGUUAAUGCCCGGAGAGAUCAACGAUUUAGAAAGUACUUGCACCGUGGAACCCGAUCAAAUACUGAAGUUGAUUUUCGAGGCCGAAAUAAUAAUCGCUACAGUUGAAAAUGAGGAAAAGGGAAGCCGGUUUGCAGUUAUUUUCCCAGUAAAAGGGUUCAAAUUUUCAUGUUUAGAUGGUAAAAACAUUUGUGAUUUAAACUCUGAACCAUUCAGUACAAGCCUUGGUUAA
Hyphopichia burtonii NRRL Y-1933 is the source of this 486-nucleotide messenger RNA. RefSeq lists its product as uncharacterized. Lineage: Eukaryota; Fungi; Ascomycota; Pichiomycetes; Serinales; Debaryomycetaceae. The transcript has a single exon. The record is from RefSeq and is a predicted model, not a curated record. The coding region runs from base 1 to 486 and encodes 161 amino acids.